AAGAGUGACAUCACUUAAGAAAUAAAUGGCGACCAUGAUGGAGGUCGAUCUUGUUCGCUAUCUGUGCUCCUGCGGCAGAAGGCACCCACAAUGUCGUUUAUAUUUAUGCAGGCAUUGUCUAAAACUACGUUGCAGUGACUGUGUACAGCAUGAGGUAGAUUCGCCAUACUGCCCCAACUGUCUAGAAAAUAUGCCAGCAUCUGAGGCAAGACUGAAGAAGAAUAGAUGCAGCAACUGUUUUGACUGCCCAGUUUGUGGACAUACCCUAAUGACUCGUGCAACAAGCCAAAUGGUUACCAAUCCAGAAGACCCAGGCAAAUCAACACCCAAGAAGAUGUAUUACAUGGCUUGUGGAUUUUGUCGAUGGACUACGCGUGAUGUUGGUUUACAUGACCAGAGUGUUGCUAAUGGAGGUUGGCCUGAACAAGAAAAUCCGAAUGUUAAAAGGAUUGGUGCUCUGCUGGAGAGUUAUCGGGCUGUUGCACAGCGAGAGAAAGCUGAAAGGGAGAGGAAAAAAUAUGUAAAGAGGCGAAGUCACCAAACUUUCCAAGAUAAAUAUGGACUAACAUCAGUGGCCAUGAAGUGGAAAAUGCAGCCCACUCUGGCAAAUCUGAGCUUGAAGGAAAAUCAGAAAGCACCAGAACCACCUGAAAUGGUUGAGCCAGUUGUUGAUUUUGAUCCCCUUCCACUGGAAAUUUUUACUGACCCAAUAUAUUUAGAGCAGAUCACUCAUAUCAGUCACAGACUGGCUGCCCCUGAAUUCCAGUCUCCUGCAACAACAGACCUGCGUCCCAUCCAUAAACAUCUGCUGGUCAGACGGUCACUGAGGUGCAGGGAAUGUGAGCACAAUCUUAGCAAACCUGAUUUCAACCCAUUGUCCAUCAAGUUCAAAAUUCAGUUAGUUGCUCUGAAUCAUAUUCCAGAAUUGAGAAUCCUGGCACCAGCAACUUUCACUUCAAACAAGGAGACUGUGGUGACAUUCACUUUGAGCAAUCCAUCUGGAUUUAGCACCGUGGUCAAGCUGCUGCCUGUGGAAGAUGAAACUGAUACUGACUUCAUGACUGCUAAGAUUGACCUUCCAAAGUCAGACUUAGUUCUGGCUGCACAUGAUGACACUGCAGUAUAUGACGAUACUAGCAAGAACCAGCAAGAUUUCAAGGAUGAUCCCAAAGUGAUUGUCUUUCGAAGAGCAAACAAGAUAGGCUUUGCUGCCAAAGUGACUCCAUUUGUGAGAUGUGGGGAUGUGAAGGUGAGCUUUAUCCUGAAGCACGAGUUCCGUAAUACAGCUGUUGCUGUACAAAGCGAGGAUAAAGAACCAAAACUAGUGUGGCUGGAGCAUCGCUUGUUUAUACAACUGGGUUCUAUCCAUCAACCACAAGGAGUACCAGUAUAAGUUUGCCCUAAAGACUACCCAGGACAGACCAUCAACAUCAAAACUUGUCUGUUGGGGUUUGCUGUGACUGGCUGAAUCAUAUACUUUGAGGGAAGUGGGGAAAAGUAUUACCUAUAUCUGUUUAUCUUAGAGCUUAGAUAUGCCUCAUUCUGUAGAACAUAUCUGAUUGUUGAUGUCUUUUUUAAACUAUAGAUAAGGUAGACCGCUGAAAUUGUCAGUUUCUCAUUUUGCUUGAAGAUGACGUUUACAUUUUAGUGCAUCACAUUUUAGGGGGUUUUGUUUUAUUUAAUUUAAAUGCCUACAUUACAGGCACUAGUCAUUGCUUUUGCCCUUAUUGGGACUUUCUUGGCAUUGCAUGUGUUCUGUUCAAAAUGAUAUGAUACUGUGAAUGAUCAAUGUAUUAUCAUGCACUUCUUUCCAAACUAAAAAAAAAAUAAGAAAAAAGAAAGGUAGUAUUUCAGGUAUGUGUGAGCAUGCACUUUGUGUGUGCAUGAAUGUAUACAUGUAACUUUAAUAAGUGGUUUCAUAAAAAAACAUGGUAGACAUGCAAAAUAUUUGUGCAGAUUACAUUAUUAUUGAUCAUAAAAAUAACUGAAUCUUGUGUUUACCCUUCUGUGUUACAAGUGCAAAAGAAGCUUCAUUUCCAACUUGCUGGCUUAAACAUCGUCUUUUGAAAGCAGACUGCACAAUUUAAAAUUAAUACAUGUCCUGCCAAAGUAAAUUGUAUCCCAUGCUUAAUGUUGUUUUAUGUUGUUUUUGUUCCUGCCGCCAGCAGGGUGUUUGGUUUGUGAAAGGAUAUUUCCUCAUCAGUAAAAUUGACUGUGCAUACACAUUCAGAAGUUUUGUACAACUGCAAGCAGAAAGUAAUUCUGUGAGGACAGAGAUGUCAUAAAUGGCUCCAGGUUGUGAUCAACAAUGAGCUCUCUCUGCCAGAACAAAGACUUUAUAAAACCUGUGGAAAAAGUCUCAGUGAUGAAUGUGAUGGAAUACGUGGCAAAGUAUACAUACAUGUAGAUAUGUUUAUUGCAAAUGAGAUUAUAGAUUAUUUGUGCAAUUGUAACUGCUUUCUAUGAAAAUAUAAAAUGGUGGUUACCUUUUUGGCUGGUGGAAGCUGUAAUAUGUCUCUAAGACCUCCACAUGCAUUACUGGUCCCUUGGAAAUCAUUGGUGCUUCCAGUAACAGCAAUUAUUUAUUUUAAACUUGUUGCUUCAUUUCAAAAUAAACGCUUAAGACCAUCA
Molecule: messenger RNA, 2631 nt
Organism: Pomacea canaliculata
Lineage: Eukaryota; Metazoa; Mollusca; Gastropoda; Architaenioglossa; Ampullariidae
Product: dynactin subunit 4-like
Exons: 14
Coding region: 26-1393 (455 amino acids)
Cellular component (GO): dynactin complex
Source: RefSeq, a predicted model, not a curated record